CAUCAUCACUGCACAGUUCAUCACUGGUGUGUGCGGUGCAAAGGUCAGAAUGACCGCAGGCUUCUGUCAGCGCUGUCUGCAUUACGCGUUUGACUAUGAAACACCCAAAACACUGGUUAUUCCAACCAUUGAGGUAGGAUGUGUCUUCAGGUUCACCCAGCUUCUGGUGGUGCUGUAUGUGGUGGGGUAUGUGUGUGUGGCGCAGAAGGCCUACCAGGAGAAUAACUCUGUCAUCAGUAGUGUCACCACCAAAGUCAAAGGUUUUGCCUUCACCAACACAUCUUACAUGGACCCCCGGUUUUGGGAUGUGGCGGAUUAUGUUAUCCCAUCCCAGGGUGAUAACUCAUUCUUUGUUUUAACCAAUGUGGUUGUUACCCCCGGUCAGACUCAGUCACGCUGUCCUGAGCUUCCAAACCCAUCAACUGCCUGUGUGGAUGAUUGUGACUGCAUGGAAGGAUACACUGAUCCACGAGGCAAUGGUAUACAGACAGGGCUGUGUGAGAACUAUACCACAACUGCCAAGACCUGUGAAGUGCUCUCAUGGUGCCCUCUUGAAAUAGACACUAAGCUGCCCAAACAUGCACUGCUGGCUUCAGCAGAGAACUUCACUGUGUUGAUCAAAAACAGCAUAACAUACCCAAAGUUCAACGUUCACAGAAGAAAUAUUCUGCCACAUAUUAACUCCUCCUACCUGAAGAGGUGUGAAUUCAACCGUGCAACAGACCCUGACUGUCCCAUAUUUCGCCUGAAAAGCAUUGUCUCAGAGGCUGGAGAGGAAUUCCAAGACAUGGCUGUAAAGGGUGGUGUCCUCGGUAUUAUUAUUGACUGGAGCUGUGACCUGGACUGGUGGGCAGGGAAAUGUUACCCCAAGUACAGCUUCCGCAGGCUGGACAGCAAACAUCCGGUCAACAAUGUGGCUCCUGGAUACAACUUUAGGUUUGCAAAAUACUACAAGACCCAAGAUGGAGAAGAAACUAGAACCUUAAUCAAAGCAUAUGGGAUCCGGUUUGAUGUCAUUGUAUUUGGAACUGCAGGGAAAUUUGGAAUUGUACCAACCAUAGUGAACUUGGCUGCAGCAUUAUCUUUCCUAAGUUUGGUCCCCGUUGUUACUGACUGGUUUAUGCUGUCAUGCACGCGUAAAAGAGAUCUUUACAAAAAACACAAAGUCACAAAUCUGAAUGAGGAUGGGGAAACUGAAUCAGUGUCAUUGGGAACGGGCACCAGCUAUGGAACCCAGUGACAUGGUCUCAUCAACAUGGGAACAUUUUU
This is a messenger RNA of Etheostoma cragini (Arkansas darter), 1269 nucleotides long. RefSeq names its product purinergic receptor P2X, ligand-gated ion channel, 4b (gene p2rx4b). Gene Ontology annotation, molecular function: purinergic nucleotide receptor activity; extracellularly ATP-gated monoatomic cation channel activity; ATP binding. Lineage: Eukaryota; Metazoa; Chordata; Actinopteri; Perciformes; Percidae. The transcript has 12 exons. Gene Ontology annotation, biological process: response to ATP; monoatomic cation transmembrane transport. Gene Ontology annotation, cellular component: plasma membrane; nuclear inner membrane. The record is from RefSeq and is a predicted model, not a curated record. Bases 50 to 1240 code for a protein of 396 amino acids.